AAAUGUUUAGGAGUGUUGAGAGAUCUGGGAGCUUCGGGGGAUUUUCCAAGAGGAAAAUAAUACAAAUGUAUCAGUGAGAAACCCCAAAAUAUAUCAUAGAUUGGUCCGCUGUGGUGGUCUACAGUUUCUCUUGGUGUGAAGUUCGAAUCUUCGGCUAACCCUAAGAAAAACUUUGCUGUUUUGUCCGGAGUAAUGUCGAAUUCUGGGACUCGACGGAACGGGUCUAGCAUCAAAAUCAGACUGACAGUGUUAUGUGCCAAGAACCUGGCGAAGAAGGACUUCUUCCGCUCAUGUGUUUCUGUCGCAGGGUUGCCCGACCCUUUCGCUAAAGUAGUAGUAGAUGGAUCGGGUCAGUGCCACUCCACCGACACGGUCAAGAGCACCUUGGACCCCAAGUGGAACCAGCAUUAUGACCUAUAUAUUGGGAAAACAGACUCCAUAACCAUCAGCAUAUGGAACCACAAGAAGAUCCACAAAAAGCAGGGAGCGGGUUUCCUCGGCUGCAUCCGACUCCUGUCCAACGCCAUCAGCAGGCUGAAGGACACCGGCUACCAGCGGUUGGAUCUAUGCAAGCUGAACCCCACCGACAGCGAUGCAGUACGGGGCCAGAUAGUCGUGAGCUUGCAGACGCGGGAUCGGAUAGGGAGCGGGGGUCCGGUGGUGGACUGCAGGGGGCUCUUGGAGAGUGAAGGACCCGUGUAUGAAGACUCGGGCCCCGGCCGGCCGCUCAGCUGCUUCAUGGAGGAGCCCCUGCCUUACACGGACAGCACGGGAGCGGCGGGCGGGGGGAGCUGCCGCUACCUGGAGUCGCCCAAUCAGGAGCAGAGGCUCCAAGCACAGCGAAUCAGAAGCCAGGAGAACAGAGGUCACACCCCUCAGAACCGGCCCCACGGGCACCAGUCGCCAGAGCUCCCAGAGGGCUACGAACAAAGGACCACGGUCCAGGGCCAGGUCUACUUCCUGCACACACAGACGGGCGUCAGCACGUGGCACGACCCCAGAAUACCACGGGGGCUGAACAGCGUGAGCUGUGAGGACCUGGGCCCUCUCCCUCCGGGCUGGGAGAUCAGGAGCACGGUCUCAGGAAGGAUUUACUUUGUGGACCACAACAACAGGACCACACAAUUCACCGACCCCAGGCUGCACCACAUAAUGAGUCAGCACUCUCAGGUGAAGGAGUCGGGCCCGGGCCUCCCGGUGCAGACGGAGAUGGCGGUGGAGGAGGGCGGCGGGGGCGAGGGGGAGGUGCCGGUGCGGUACGAGAGGGACCUGGUGCAGAAGCUGAAGCUGCUCCGGCACGAGCUGUCCCUGCAGCAGCCCCAGGCCGGACACUGCCGCAUCGAGGUGUCCCGCGACGAGAUCUUCGAGGAGUCGUACAGACAGAUCAUGAAGAUGAGGCCAAAAGACCUGAAGAAGCGUCUCAUGGUGAAGUUUCGUGGAGAGGAGGGGCUAGACUACGGCGGUGUGGCAAGGGAGUGGUUAUAUCUCCUGUGCCACGAGAUGUUGAAUCCAUAUUACGGCCUUUUCCAGUAUUCCACAGAUAACAUCUACACGCUGCAAAUCAAUCCCGACUCCUCCAUAAAUCCUGACCAUUUGUCGUAUUUCCACUUUGUUGGGCGGAUCAUGGGCCUGGCUGUGUUCCAUGGGCACUACAUAAACGGCGGCUUCACCCUGCCCUUCUACAAGCAGCUCCUGGGAAAGCCCAUCCAGCUGUCUGACCUGGAGACUGUGGACCCAGAGCUGCACAAGAGCCUGGUGUGGAUCCUAGAAAACGACAUCACCCCGGUUCUGGACCACACGUUUUGCGUCGAACACAACGCCUUCGGCAAAUUCCUCCAACACGAGCUGAAACCCAACGGCCGGAACAUUCCAGUGACGGAAGACAACAAAAAAGAAUACGUGCGGCUCUAUGUGAACUGGAGGUUUAUGAGGGGAAUCGAGGCCCAGUUCCUGGCCCUGCAGAAAGGCUUCAACGAAUUAAUCCCACAGCACCUGCUGAAGCCGUUCGACCACAAGGAGCUGGAGCUGAUCAUCGGCGGCCUGGGGAAGAUCGACCUGAGCGACUGGAAGGCCAACACGCGGCUGAAGCACUGCGUGGCCGACAGCAACAUUGUCAAGUGGUUCUGGCAGGCGGUGGAGUCGUUCGACGAGGAGCGCAGGGGCCGGCUGCUGCAGUUCGUCACGGGCUCCACCCGCGUCCCCCUCCAGGGGUUCAAGGCCCUGCAAGGUUCUACAGGCUCCGCUGGACCCAGGCUGUUCACUAUCCACUUAAUAGAUGCCAACACGGAUAACCUGCCCAAAGCCCACACCUGCUUCAACCGGAUCGAUAUCCCGCCAUACGAGACGUAUGACAAGCUAUACGAAAAGCUCCUGACUGCGGUGGAAGAGACCUGUGGCUUUGCGGUGGAGUGAGGACCCCCGCCCACUUUGCCCCGCCCGCCCGGGGAAGUCGCUCGGCAACGGGCAGGAAACCACUCCCAGGGUGGAUACGGCGGGAAGCCUGCGGAACAUGCCGGAAACGGACAGAGAGAGCCAGACCCCGGCCAACGCCACCCCAGGACAGCAGCGAGGUGGGGUUUGGGAUUUAGAGGGGGGGGGGUCACCCAAAUGCAGAGGGGUCAGGGGUCAGAACCUUAAACACUUUCUAAGAACUAAAGGAGUAUUUAUUCUUUCGUGUGGAUUUGAAGGCUGCAUUAACGCCACAGGUUUCACUAACGAACAAAAAAAGUCAACGAAAACGAGGCCCCUUCUGAGAUUCUCUAAAAACCGCGCGUCUCGGACUCGACCCCCGUGCGCCAGAGCGGAAAACGUUGCCGGUUCGAGCCGCUCGGCUGCAGUCGGAGCCGCGCUCAACCGGUCGUCUGCGAGGAGCCGACAGCACGUCCCCAGAUGCACCUGCUCAUCAACACGCAGCGCAUCUGACAACCAAGCCAGUCUGCCGAAAGCUAACCUCCCUGAAGGAAUUGGCGCAAAGACUAAAUAACUUCGAUGCCAUUAUUUCGGGGUUGUAGGAUGUCUGCGUAUGCUUUCUAAUUAUCCUUUUUUGUCCUUUCAUCAUGUUUUGAUGUAACUGGAUGGCUGUGUACAUUUGAGUGCUAUCGAUUUCCUGUCUAUUUCUGGUGUUCAAAUCAGAUCAUUUCACCAAGUUGCUUGCAGCGAUAACAUUUUUACCCAAGGAUAGAAUUCUUGUAUUUUUUCUUGUCAUUUCUCUCGACUAAUAUCAUAGAGCAAGAGCCAGUCUUGGACCUCUCUAAAGACUGAGACAACAGCUGCCUAGCGAUCCAGCCACAGAGGAUAUACCGUACAUGAUGGUCUGCCAAUUUUUAUUUAUUUUUGUUCGGGAAGGUUUUGUGGAUGCAAAGGUAGAGAGGCCUGAAUUUCUAUAUUUGUGGCACUGUGUCUCCUCGUAGUUGGAAAUGUUUUAGUGUGAUGUGCACGUUGGAAUUUGAAUAGUCUCGCCCUUCCCCUGAAAGGUUUUAUAUCAUUUCCCAUUUUUAGAAGUUUUUUUUUGGUGUUUCAAAACAAGGUUGAGGAAACUGCUUCUGAGAUUGCAUUCCUGCAUGGAAAACAUCAAGAACAGAUUCCACAAGUGUUUUAUUGCUUAGAAAAUUGCGCUAAUUUUGAAGGUGACCUAAAUCUAUUUAUAUAGACUGAAUUACAAAUCAUUCAGUUGUUAUGGUUUUUGCCAAAGGCAUUUGAUACCGAACCAUUGGAGCAGUAUUCAAUAUUUCUGAUAGUUGAUCUAAAAAAGAGGGAUAUUUGUCUCUUAAAAAUCUAGCUAAUAACAAUAUAUUUUAUGAUAAAGUGUAUUAUUAAAAGUUGUGAAGCUUUUUGGCUCCAAUUGAUCUGAAAAUUUGUAUUUAAGCAUUCUGGUCUAGCUCCAAGUGCUUACUUGCUUUCCAGACUAUUAAGAACAAAUGAAAGAUUCAGUGUUCAUAAUUUCUAAAGCAUUAAGAUUUUCAAUUACGUUGUCUACUUCCAGAGAAAAAUCUAUUUAAUGUCCAUGUUCUUGUUCCUGUUAGUUAUAACCCAAAUUACAUAACUAAAAACAUACCACAACAAAUGUUUUAUUUAUUAAGUGUGUUCACUUAAUUUACCAGUAGUGCAGGGGGAGCAUCACUGUUUUAUUAAUUAUUUUUUAAUCUGGAUAGCCUCUGCUUACUGCAACAUUCCUUUUCCUCAUCAAAUUCUUCUGCACAUUUCAGGAAAGGUAUUCGGGACUCAAACCUGUUUUUUCAUCAAAUCCUAAAGUUACGGUGACGGAUAACAUAAGUUUUUCUAACCAGUAUUUUGGUAAGGUGAAACAAUUAAUGAAAUGAUUGAGAGGUAUUUUUGUUUUUUUGUUGUCAACAGUGUCUCAUUUAAAUUUUAAAACUUUUUUUUUUUCUUUUUUUUUUUCUGGAUUAGUGCUAAUUUAUCUCUCAGUAAGUAUUAUUCCAUAUUGUGCUCCUUUAUUGUUGUAAAUACAAGCAGGAUUUUUAAAUCUCUUUUUUGGGGGGCUGAAAUUUGUGUGGAAUGGCUGAAGGAAGCGAGACCUCUAACGUAACAAGCCGGUUUAGUUGCGAAUGCCUUCAGAUUCGGUAUUAAAUACAGCGUGGGCGGUACAGUGAUGUUUUCAUUAAGACCGCUGAAUGGAAAAUUUCUACUUGGACUGUUGCAUUGACUGACUUUUACCCUUUAUCUUUUUUUCAAUGAAAUCCCCCCCAAGACACGUUCUCAGACAGCACAGCGUAGGUAUGUGUUCAAUGGCAUUUGAUUGGCAUUUCUCAAAGAACGCGCAACAGUCCAGUAUAGAAUGGAAAUCAAUAAGCUGACUAAUAUAAACAUAAGCACAUAAUAUUCUUCUCUCUGAGACGAGUGCUGAACUUGUCCAACAUAACUUUCAGGCAGACAGUGCUUGAAGCUGAUUUUGACUUUACUUUAAUAUAGGAAAGGAGGUGUAAGAUUUCGGUGUUCAGUGCUUGAAGUGCAUGGCACUUGGUUUCUUUUCUUUUUUUAACAUUGCAAGAGAAAUGAGCCGACGUUUUAAGUGUUCCGCAACCACUUGAUUUUAUUUUUUACUAAUUAUUUAUUACUAUGUAAUGUCCUGUAAGUAUUGCUGCUAUCAACAUUUUUCCCUAAUCUUCAAAAAUCUGAUUUGUGAAAACUGUACACUAAUCUCUAUGUAUAAAUCAAGGUAUUUAAAAAAACUGCUGCUAUUGUUCAGUAAAGGCGUAGAGGACUUUGAAGACGGAUGGGGUUAGCAGUGAGGUUCGACCCUGGGGGUCACGUUUAUGUUUGUGACAUAUGCAAUAAAUAACUGACCACUUUAUAUACUUGUUUCUGUGUUAACGCAUCAUUCGUUUAAUUUUUUUGCAUUUAUUUUUGCAUUCAUUCGAUUUUUAUUUUUGAGUGGAGGAAAUCGGUCGCCAUCCUUUUCGGUAUAGCGUGAAAACUGUGAAGACUGGGGAACUUUUUUCAAAUAUUUUUUCAAUUCAUUAUUUUUAUGUUUUAUUCUAUUUUGUUUUUUUUGUAUUUUUUUUGUUUUUUGAUUUUUUUGUUGUUUUUCUUAUGUCCAGGAGCCAAACCAGUCCACACGGCUGAGAUGCAAAGGUUAACUAAAUGUACUUUUGUGUUGAAUUGCAUGGAUUUGGAUGGAGUGUUGGUCAGAAAUGAGAACACGGACAAUGCCUGUAGCCGUCGCUGUUGUAGUCGGAAGACGUUUUCCGGGGGCACAUUUUGAGUCGCUCGAUGACCGGAUUUAUUCCAAGUCUACACCUUACAGGUUGUGUAUCUUUUCUUCGUUGGAUGCAAGAAUUUAUGUAACAUCCUAUUUCCUUAACAUUUAUGAAAGAGGUACAAUGUAAAUAAGAUUAUAUAAAAAAAAUUAAUUGCAAAUGACAUGACAUUUUGUUUUUAUUUCAUUUCUUACAUGAUAAUCACAUGCUUAUGGAAUCUGAAAAUGUUACAGAAUCUUAAGGUGCUUAUUUGUCAGAAAUGCUACGGUUAUAAAGCUUUUGAAUCAUA
This is a messenger RNA of Conger conger (European conger), 6006 nucleotides long. Its product is annotated as E3 ubiquitin-protein ligase SMURF1-like. Gene Ontology annotation, molecular function: protein binding; ubiquitin protein ligase activity. Gene Ontology annotation, biological process: ubiquitin-dependent protein catabolic process; negative regulation of BMP signaling pathway. The record is from RefSeq and is a predicted model, not a curated record. The transcript has 18 exons. The coding region runs from base 193 to 2412 and encodes 739 amino acids. NCBI's taxonomy places the organism in Eukaryota, Metazoa, Chordata, Actinopteri, Anguilliformes, Congridae.